AUGCCUUCGGAGAUUCGAUUCACUCUUGAAUUCCAACCUGGCGUUGCUACUUCCAUCAUCGACUCUAUUCUCGAGCCACUUCAAUUGAAUGCUUUGGACCGCGAUGUCAACGAAAUUCUUUACCCUACCUCAGUAUCUUUACGACAUGCGAUAGAACCACCGCUGAUCGACCUCGCAAGGCAUUGGAUACCAUGGUACGAGUUUAUUUCCACUGGUGCUAUUUACCACUUUUAUGUGGCAGAGACACAGAUUUUCGAGCACCUGACCAACCUGGCCUUUGCCACCGGUAACUAUCUGACUCUUGUAGCACCAGAUGUUCCCUUAGCUCUUCGAGAAGAAACAGUGCUUAUUAUUCACACUAUCCCCGUGAUGCGUCUCAUGGAGUUAGCUGCUGAAUCGGCCACGCGUAUUCGUGACUUAGAACUCCGCCUGGCUGAUACAGAACAUUCAAUUGCUUUGAUUCGCCAACACCUUGUCUUACGGGACGCAGCCCAUCUACGGCAUCGGACGAUUCAGCAAGUUCCAAAAGAGAAGGGCAGCGUUCGAAUGCGAGCGUCGCAUGCAUGGAUUUUUUUGGGCUCCAGGGAAAAACAAAUCAAGAUGCUGCAAGUGUCAUUCGUUGCCGUAUUGGUGGAAGCAGCGCUUGGCUGGGUGCCGUGCCUGGAAGUGGCACAAGCAGCACGUGGAUUCCCCUCAGCGGCAAGCCGAGCACGGUUGGAGCAGCUGUUGAAGAAAUUUGGUCUUUCGGCGGCGGACGGCUUUGGCAGUCAUGUGAAGAGAUUGUACAAACACAUCAUUGUCCCACUUCGACUCUGUCAAAAUUGUGCCCUCACCGCACAGCCCGCACAGGUAGCAGGAAAUGGUCCAAUAAGGCAAGUCCGUGUCAGGUACCUGCCAGGGCAUCGCUGGCAGGUGUUAGCACUGGAACGCAUUGACCGUGCAGAGUUGAAGAACGCGUUCACAUGGCCUGGGUUUGGCGAUGCGGUGGAACGGCUGCAAGCUGAGGGUGAAAACUUCUUUUGGUUGCGCACACGCAACGACCGGGUGGUCGGUGAAGCCUAUUUAAUCUUGAAAUGCAAGGAAACAACGUGGCUUAGAAGUACGGUGCAUGGUUUCGAGAUUGAACUCAAGAUGGUGCGCACCUGGGAAUUGGACGAAGAUGAACGAUGGGAUAGUGGUAGUGGAGAUGAGUCGAUGGAUGCAGGAAAUGUAUAG
Molecule: messenger RNA, 1215 nt
Organism: Cladocopium goreaui
Lineage: Eukaryota; Dinophyceae; Suessiales; Symbiodiniaceae
Source: the annotation of a GenBank genome assembly